This is a messenger RNA of Nematolebias whitei (Rio pearlfish), 2125 nucleotides long. RefSeq names its product oocyte zinc finger protein XlCOF22. NCBI's taxonomy places the organism in Eukaryota, Metazoa, Chordata, Actinopteri, Cyprinodontiformes, Rivulidae. Gene Ontology annotation, molecular function: DNA-binding transcription factor activity; RNA polymerase II cis-regulatory region sequence-specific DNA binding. The record is from RefSeq and is a predicted model, not a curated record. The transcript is spliced from 6 exons. Gene Ontology annotation, biological process: regulation of transcription by RNA polymerase II. The coding region runs from base 44 to 2125 and encodes 693 amino acids.
AGAAGAAGUAAACGAGUAAAAUUCGGUUCUGGAGGGUUCGGCGAUGAAUCAAACGACACCGGAGGGUUCGGCUGAAAUGUCCAAGGCGGACACGCUGCGGGGGUUCGUCACGGAGCGUCUGUCCGCCGCCUCCCGGGAGAUCCUAGCGGUGCUGGAAACCGUGGUGGCCGCCUACGAGGAGGAGGCUUCGGGCUUCAAGCUGGAGAUCCUCCGGCAGAGGAGCGAGCUGGAGCGGCUGCAGCCUCCGGCUUGUGUCGGUGCCCACGCUUUACAGACCAGCAGGAAGCAGGCUGCUGACGAAGAGGAGGGUGGAGAUGAAGAGGUCCAGGAGCCUGUGAAGGGUUCCGACCCAGCUGGUCCCAAAAGGUCUCCAGAGGCUCCGUGUGGAUCUGUGAGCAGGAGGUGUGGCAGAACUUGGACCAGCAAGACCCAGGAGACCAUAAAGCUGAGCGUCGGUGUCCUGGAGGAUCCAAACGUCCGUGUUCUGUCUAAAAACGUGACGAAGAAAUGUCAGAUGAUCGCCGUGACGUGUCCUCCAGGUCUGCAGGAGGACAAAGUCCUGGACCUGCUGAGAUCCUCCGUCCCUCAGCUCGCUGGAGACAAACAUUUUGACAUUUUAGCCCCGGACCAGAGACGGAGGCUUCAGCCUCUGCCACUGAAGAGUCUGACCCCAGAGGAGGUCCAGGGAACCAUGAAGUCCACGGUGUACGUCCGGCUGAAGGCACAAAGUGAAGCUCAGGAGGAGGUUCAGCUUCUUCAGAUGAAGACCAGCAUCUGUGACGCAUCGAGUGAAGGAACAACACAAGACAUGAGCAGGUCUUGUCAGGAGCUUGAAGGCGACUCGUCCAGUUUGCAACAAAGUCUGGAAGCUGAGGAGGAUGAUGAUGAUGAUGGGUCAAUACAACCAGAUGAAGGCUCUGCGGUGCCCACCUCCGCCGGGAGUGAAAGUGACGAUUUACUUACCAGAGGAGACGAUGAAGACGCUUCUGACAGCGACAGCAGCUGGAAACCAGAAGGGAACGAUGAAGAACAGAAGAAGAGGAGGAGAGAGUCCAAACGGUCGGAGACCAUCAAGAAACAAAGACUAAAACGUUUGGACGCCUCCGGGGACAACGGCGCUGCCUUUUCCUGUAAAGUGUGCAGAGCUCCCCUCAGCUCUGAAGUUCUGCUGGUCAGACACGCCUGGAGUCACGAGCAGGAAGCAGGAAGUGUCUGCGGGGUGUGUGGCGAGUCCGCCGAGGCGCUGGCGGGUCAUAUCCAGAGCCGCCACCGAGUCGAGGACUGUCCCAUCUGCGGGGAGUCUUUCCUGGGCGCCCUCAGCCUAAACGAGCACGUGGCAGCACACUCUGGGGAGAAACCGCACAGUUGUGAGGUGUGUGGCAGCUCGUUUGCGCUGAAGGCAACACUUGAGGACCACCAUAAACUCCAUGAUCCAGGUCACAGGUGUCCCACCUGCCACCAGGUGUUCAGCCUGGAACUGCAGCUCAGAGACCACCAGAGGACUCACAGCAAGCCCAGACCCUUCCUCUGCGGCGUCUGCGGGAAACUGCUCUGCGACAAGAGAUCUUUAUCCCGCCACAAGAUGACGCACUCCGGCGAGAGGCCGCACCGCUGUCAAGUCUGUGGGCGGAGCUUCAAGCUCCCCUACACCUUGAAGCAGCACGAGAAGAUCCACACGAAGCGGGAGCGCUCGUACCUCUGCGACGUUUGCUGCAAGAUGUUCCUGUCCAGCAAGCAGCUCAUCAUCCACAUGAGGUCGCACACCGACGAGAGGCCCUACCGCUGUGACGAAUGUGGGCGGGGCUUCACCACCAAGGGGCGGCUGUCCAUGCACCUGCGUGUCCACACUGGAGAGUCGCCGUACCGCUGCUCUUAUUGCGGCCACACCUUCAAACGCAAGUACAACCUCGAUGAGCACCUCGUGAUCCACACGGGUGCCAAACCGCACGUGUGCGGGAUCUGCGGGAAAUGCUGCGCCCGCAAGACGUACCUGACUGUCCACAUGAGAACGCACAGCGGGGAGAAGCCGUACCGGUGUUCCCUCUGUGACUGGGCCUUCACCCAGAGCCACAGCCUGAAAGCACACAGAAAGAUCCACCACGCCGAACGCUCGGCUCUUAACUGA